Molecule: messenger RNA, 1505 nt
Organism: Danio aesculapii
Lineage: Eukaryota; Metazoa; Chordata; Actinopteri; Cypriniformes; Danionidae
Gene: cthl
Product: cystathionase (cystathionine gamma-lyase), like
Exons: 12
Coding region: 122-1336 (404 amino acids)
Biological process (GO): transsulfuration
Cellular component (GO): cytoplasm
Molecular function (GO): pyridoxal phosphate binding; cystathionine gamma-lyase activity
Source: RefSeq, a predicted model, not a curated record
CACGUGGUCCAGCACGCCCCCUUCGUCUUAAUCGCCAGUGAACUUUAUUUUGCCGAAUUUUGAUAUAAACUGUUUCUCCUGCAAACCUAAAGGACACAGCAUAUCACCGUCAGGUGCAGGCAUGUCUUCAGAGACGAAGAAGGACAGCUAUGCCGGUUUCCAGCCACUCCUCAAGUCAUUCGCCACAAAUGCGAUCCACGUUGGUUCAGAGCCCGAGCAGUGGAGCUCUAUGGCCGUAGUGCCUCCUAUUUCACUGGCCACCACCUUUAAACAGCACGGCCCCGGAAAACAUGAGGGAUAUGAGUAUAUUAAGACUGGUAAUCCCACCAGAAACUGCCUAGAGAGAGCUGUUGCUUGUUUGGAUGGUGCAAAAUACUGCAUUGCUCUUGCCUCUGGAAUAGCAGCGACUGCGACCAUCACACAUCUUUUAAAGCAUGGAGAUGGAAUUGUGUGCAUGAAUGAUAUAUAUGGAGGGACUAAAGAAUAUUUCAGAGAAAUAGUUACAGAAUUUGACAUUGAUGCAUCUUUUGUUGACCUCACAAAGCUGGAGGAGCUAAAAGCAGCUCUGAAACAAAAUACAAAGAUGGUUUGGUUUGAAACACCCACAAACCCUACAUUGAAGGUUGUGGACAUCCAGGCCUGUGCAGAUAUUGUCCAUAAGCACAAUAAGGACACAAUUGUUGUUGUGGACAACACUUUCAUGUCACCCUACUUCCAGCGCCCCCUUGCACUCGGAGCAGACAUCUGCAUGUGCUCCGCAACAAAAUAUAUGAAUGGACACAGCGAUGUUCUCAUGGGGUUGAUUUCUGUCAAUCGCGAGGACCUCUAUAAGAGACUGAAGGUUUUGCAGAAUGCUGUCGGUGCUGUGCCGUCUCCAUUCGACUGUUACAUGUGCAAUCGGGGUCUGAAGACGCUGCACCUGAGGAUGAAGCAGCACUUUAAGAAUGCACUGGCUGUGGCACAGUUUCUCGAGGCCGACCCGAGGGUGGACAGAGUCAUCUACCCAGGUCUUCCUUCUCACCCUCAACAUGAGCUGGCAAAGAAACAGUGCCGAGGCUGUUCUGGGAUGAUCUCUUUCUACAUCAAAGGACAACUUGAGCAUGCCUCAACCUUCCUCAGCAAUCUGAAGGUGGUUGCACUUGCUGAAAGUCUUGGUGGUAUUGAGAGUCUAGCAAAGCUUCCAGCGACUAUGCCUCAUGUUUCACUGAGUAAGGAUGAAAGGGAAAAGCUGGGCAUCAGUGAUACACUCAUUCGUCUUUCAGUGGGUCUGGAGGACGAGGAAGAUAUUAUUGCAGAUCUGGACCAAGCUCUCAGUGCUGCACAUCCAAAAAAGUAAGCGGGUGAUCAAGAACAGAAGUGACGCCACGUGCCACAAAAUAAUGUCCUCGUCUUGUCCACAUUUCUAAUUUACUUGCUACAUGACAGUUGCUUGAAUAACAUUAAUUGCAUUUGUCACAGAACAGAAAUAAUCUUUAAGAAACUCAUUUGCCAUCUUUUCCUUCAAA